Messenger RNA from Knipowitschia caucasica, 594 nucleotides. NCBI's taxonomy places the organism in Eukaryota, Metazoa, Chordata, Actinopteri, Gobiiformes, Gobiidae. The record is from the annotation of a GenBank genome assembly.
AUGACUUUAAAGUCCAAUGCUGUUUCCAUAGCUGAGCAACUGCAUUAUGAAUGCACCAUUCUGCUGGAACUUUUUAGGAAGAAGGAGAGUUUUUCCUCCAGCUUGACAGGUGCAGAUGUUCGACUGGUGCCUGUUCAGCAAUCUUCUGACAAUGAAGGCAGACUAUGGGGUCUGUACUCUGCCCUUGUCCUGUGUCAAGCUCUAAUGGACAAGGCUAUGUCUAAAGAGGAGGAGGAACUGGGCAGUGGGGAAAUGGGAGAGUACGAGAAACAAAGGAGAAUCGUGUAUGAAAGACUUAAAUAUCUGAUAGCAACAAUUUGGAACCUGUUGGAGACUAAGCUUUGUAGCUCUGUAGGAACAGAGGUGGAGUGUCCCACACUUCUAUUUGAGUUGAAGCUGUGGAUUUACAGUGUUUUCAAAGAGAUCCACUUCUGGGCCGAGAUGGCUGGCAGUAUCUUACUACAGCUGGAAAGCGCUAAAGGACCCAGCAGAUCCAGAACCGGCAGAAGCACUGUGAUUGCGGAAAACAGGGAGAAAUUCGAUAUCGAUGGAGAGUGCACCAGAAAGUAUUCCACUAUCUUCAAUGUGAUGUGA